CCGGUAAAUUGGAGUCUCUAUCCACACACGAAGACAGCUGCUUUGAUUUUGUUCGGGGUGUUACAUCACAACCACCAAGUAAAAUCGGCUCAAAAACAGUUGCGACACCGCAAAACGAGAAGAUGGCAAACUUUUUCCAAUCAUUCAUGUCCAACCUUCGUAUUUUCCCUGUGGUGAAGGCCCAAGAGGAGGAAGAAGAGCUCGUUGACCAACAAGAUGCUCUAAGGACGAAAUGUCGCGAGGAAAAUGGACAUGCAAAACACUUGUGGGAGAAAUACCAAGGAUGCAAUGACCGCGUCAACAGCAAGACCCAAACGUCGGAAACGUGCGUCGAGGAGCUCGUGGAUUAUUUGCACGCCUUGGAUCACUGCGUCUCUGCCACACUUUUCAAAAAACUAAAGUAAAUUAAACCGAAAAUGGACAAAUGGUGUGAAUGCAAAACAACUUCAUAGCAAGAAAAUAAACAAAAAAGUUAUAUAAAUAUUACCAACCAUCAUUUUCUGAUGUCUUCAGAGUCAACUUACGAGAUGCUAAUAAAUUAAAAAUAAAUUGUAGAAAAUUCAACGUCAA
Culicoides brevitarsis is the source of this 570-nucleotide messenger RNA. RefSeq names its product cytochrome b-c1 complex subunit 6, mitochondrial (gene UQCR-11). NCBI's taxonomy places the organism in Eukaryota, Metazoa, Arthropoda, Insecta, Diptera, Ceratopogonidae. The record is from RefSeq and is a predicted model, not a curated record. Bases 123 to 404 code for a protein of 93 amino acids. Gene Ontology annotation, biological process: mitochondrial electron transport, ubiquinol to cytochrome c. The transcript is spliced from 3 exons.